AUGUGGGUGUUCCUGUCUUCGGACUGCCUCUUUUUCGGGUCUUUGAUUGCCACUUACAUGGUGUACCGCGGGCAGAGCCUUGUGGGCCCCUAUCCGGUGGACAUCAUAGAUGUGCCGAUUACUACUAUCAGCACUUUCGUACUGCUGUGCAGUAGCUUUGCCAUGGUUCGCGCACUGGCGGCGACCAAUGAGGACCGGCAGGGCGCCAUAUUAUUCUGGUUGCUGAUGACCGCUUUUCUUGGGGCCAUAUUCAUUGGGUUCCAGGUAUACGAGUUCAAUUUGUUCCGGGCCGAGGGUCUGAGGAUUGAUACGAACCUGUUUGGCUCUACCUUCUUUACUCUGACCGGGUUUCACGGCGCUCACGUAACCUUGGGAAUUGUAUGGUUGCUGGGUUUGGCUUGGAUCGCCAAGAAGGGGCGGUUGGGGCCCCGUACUGCUCUGGACGUGGAACUGGCGGGUCUGUACUGGCACUUCGUUGACAUCGUCUGGAUAGUCAUCUUUACAUUGCUUUAUCUGAUCGGCGGAUUCGACACUGGUCCCGCUGGGGACCCGUCCCUGGUUCCGCACUCGAUCACGGGUUUCCUGGGACUGAUUUAA
Molecule: messenger RNA, 597 nt
Organism: Geodia barretti
Lineage: Eukaryota; Metazoa; Porifera; Demospongiae; Tetractinellida; Geodiidae
Source: the annotation of a GenBank genome assembly